Vitis vinifera (wine grape) is the source of this 2837-nucleotide messenger RNA. Its product is annotated as pentatricopeptide repeat-containing protein At5g10690. The record is from RefSeq and is a predicted model, not a curated record. Lineage: Eukaryota; Viridiplantae; Streptophyta; Magnoliopsida; Vitales; Vitaceae. The transcript is spliced from 13 exons. The coding region runs from base 434 to 1996 and encodes 520 amino acids. Gene Ontology annotation, molecular function: protein binding.
AGGCGCCAUGCAAUCAGAUGCUCUCUCGCAUUAUCCACUCAGAGUGGUGUAAAGCUGCAUCGACGACGAUGCAGCACGUCCAUGCUCUCUCGUCUUCUCACGGAACCCUAGCUCUCUCCUCUGGACUUCGCUCUUCCUUUCCUUCAUCCGCUACAAUACGAUGUCGUUUCCCCAGGAAGCUCUCUUCUGAUGUUCCCCAAAAUCUCUCUCACAAACCAAAUCUCAAACGCCUCACUUCACGGAUCGUUCAGCUCACUCGCAGGAGACAGCUCGAUCAGGUUGUGGAGAAAAUGCUCAACUAUGUUUGGUUCCGGAGAAUUUGAGGGAAAAUGAGGGGAAAAAAAAAUUGGAGAGGAAAAGGAGAAGGAAAGAAAAGAUUUUUGAGGAAAUUGAGAUUGCCAAGAGAAGGCAUGGGAAGCUGAACACCAUUGUGAUGAAUGCAGUUAUGGAGGCUUGUGUCCACUGUGGUGAUGUUGAUUUAGCUCUGAAGGUCUUUGGUGAGAUGACAAAACCAGAGAGCUGUGGGGUUGACAAUGUCACAUAUGGUACACUAUUGAAGGGAUUGGGUGAGGCACGAAGAAUUGAUGAUGCAUUUCAAUUACUUGAAUCUGUGGAACAAGGUACUGCUGUGGGAAGUCCGGAGUUAUCAGCACCUCUUGUAUGUAGUCUGCUCAAUGCUCUUACUGAAGCAGGAGAUCUACGCCGUGCUAAUGGUCUUUUGGCACGUUAUGGUUCUGUGCUUCAUGAAGAUGGCAGUCCUUCAAUCUUGAUGUACAACUUACUAAUGAAGGGGUAUAUAACUGCAGGUUUUCCAAUGGCUGCAUUAUCAGUGCAUGAUGAAAUACUACAACAAGGAUUAAAGCCUGAUAGGCUCACCUAUAAUACUCUAAUCUUUGCAUGUGUGAAGACUGAAAAGUUGGACACCGCAAUGCGUUAUUUUGAGGAAAUGAAGGAAAAUGCACAGAAAACCAUUGAUGUUGAUCUUUUCCCGGAUGCUAUCACUUACACUACAUUACUUAAGGGUUUUGGGCAUGCCAAGGAUCUCCUCUCAGUUCAAAAGAUUGUGAUGGAAAUGAAAUCAUCCAAUAAUUUAUUUGUUGAUCGAACUGCAUAUACUGCAAUAGUUGAUGCCUUGCUAAAUUGUGGCUCAAGUAAAGGUGCCCUUUGCAUGUUUGGAGAAAUUAUAAAGCGAGCUGGACAAAAUUUCAACCUAAGGCCAAAACCUCACCUUUAUAUUUCUAUGAUGAGUGCUUUAGCUGCUAGAGGAGAUUACAAUUUGGUCAAAAGUCUACAUAAGCGCAUGAGGCCAGAUUCUGCUGGAACUAUCUCUCCUGCAGUUCAAAUAGAGGCUGAUCAGCUUCUCAUGGAGGCAGCUCUGAAUGAUGGUCAGGUUGAUGCAGCUACACACCAUCUUUCAAAUAUUAUUACAAGAUGGAAAGGAAUAUGCUGGAGAAGUCGAGGAGGCAUGGUUGCAGUGCGUUUAGAGGCAUUGUUGGGCUUCACCAGAUCAAUGUUCAGUCCUUACCUACUUCCCCAGGUAUCACCAGCUGACCCAAUUGAGAAUAUCAUGAUGCCAUUUGAAGAAGCUCGGCCACUACUAGCUACCUUGGACUUGAAAAGAGUAGUGAUGCGUUUCUAUAAGGAUUCAGUUGUGCCUGUUAUAGACGACUGGGGCAGCUGUGUGGGGCUAUUGCACCGUGAAGAUUGUAGAGAGUUGGAUGCCCCAGUUUCGACAAUGAUGAGAAGCCCACCUCCUUGUGUUACAACCACGACAUCAAUUGGCCGAGUGGCUGAUCUAAUUUUGGAGAAGAGGUACAAAAUGGUUGUUGUCGUAAAAUAUAGCAAUUUAUAUGGUUCUUCUUACAGCUCAAGUUUGAGGGCAGUUGGAGUUUUUACCUCUGAGCAAUUGUUUAAGCUGGCUAUAGCAUCAGAGAUGCCAGGCCAAGAAUUUCCUGUGGAGAAAAGAACAAUGCAACAAUGUCAAGGUAUAGUUUGAUAUGUUUUAAGGAUAAAGUUUGAGAGUACUUUGGUCGUUCAUUGAAGCCAGGAUCUGAAGCUUACUUGUUUUACAGACCUUAAUCUUGGUCUGAAAAUUCUGUGCAGCCUCUGUUUAGGUUUUAAAAAAUACAUACGUUAAUACAUAGGAAGCCCUAGCUUUAUUUAUUUAUGCAUAGAACGUCACCCACCUAACCAUCAUUACAUUAGAAGUAGAGACAUGCGUAAGCAUACAUUACUAGAAGCUUUGGUAAUAGCUCGAAGUAGUCACUCUAAAUGAUGCUUGGAACUUCCGGCAUCUUUCUCAGCUUGCCCUCCAAAUGGCCUUUUGGGUGGUGGGCCGGUGGUGGUGGGCAUUCAGUGUCAUCUCCAGGUGAUGGAGGUGGUGUAGGAGUUACAGUUGGAAGUGGGGUUUUGGGUGGUGGUGGUGGUGGGCAGUCUGUGUAAUCUCUAGGUGAUAUAGGUGGAGGGGAUGGGACUGGCAUUCCAACUGGUGGCGGCAGGCGUAGCAAAGGAACCGGGCAUCCCAAAUUGUUGCAUGGUGGACAUACCGCUCUCAGACAUGGCUAGCAUAUUGUACAUGAGGGUAAUACUGGUUCUGGUGGCAAUGCUAUUGCAGCAUCAGCCUUAACAGCUGAACACAACCAAAAUGAAGAGCCACCCAACAACAUGGUAAGGUGACAUUUUGAUUUUUUGGAUGCUGUAGCUGUGCGUAUAGAGCUGCAUGUGAAAUCUCAAUUUAUAGAGGGAAAAAAGGGAUUCAGUUAAUUGUUGUUUUCAAUUGCGGUAAAGUGUAGAGGCAGCAAGACCAUCGUAUAUAAUUCAGAAGUGGAAUUUAAUCA